AUGAUCGGCCGCCCUCGGCCGCGGCCUCAUGUGCCUGGGGCGCAUGCCGGCAGGGAAGUGUCCCCGAAGCCAGGCGCGGAAUCUCACGUCCUGUCGAAGGCCUUGAAUCAAGCAGAAGGAUUGGACAGCGAGCUGCUGCAGCGCCUGUUCCGGGAGGCGCGUGGCCUCACAGAGAACGAGCUCUACGAGCGGCUGGCAGCCUGGGAGGACAACAGCGAUGAUAGUGGACUGCAGCAGCGGAAGCAAACAGAGUCAACCUUGCGAGGGGAAGUCUCCAGACUCCAGAAGGAAGUGUCGCAGCUGCUUGACGAAGCAUACGCAGCAAAGAAGAAGGCCAUGGACGCCGAGCUUGCGCAAGUGAAGACAACGGAGAAGAUCGAAGCCCGAAUGAGUCUUUCCCGGCGCCAAUUACAGUCAAUAGCCCGUGGCAUGGGUGCUGCAAGUGGCCUGGCCGAGCGUUGCCGGGACUUGCAGCACCGGGCUGCAGUGUUGAACCUCGAGCUGGACUCCCUCAAGAACGGUGCCAGGCAAAAACGGCAAGCGAUGGAGGAGUGUUCCCGGGACGCUCGCGAUCUUGCCCAAAGACUGGAGUUGGCGGAGAAGGACCAGCCGGGUUCGACGCUGUUGGUGGAAGCUGAGGCUGCAGACGUGCACUCCGACUUCAGGGCCGAAGUGGUCUCGCUUUUGACUGAGAGAAGUGAGCUCAGGGAGUCGCUCCAGAAACAGAAGGAAAUGGCAGAGCUGCAGCAGCUGCUUGCUGACGAGAGGAUGCUGCUGGAGAAACGCCGGAUGUCUGCAGCUGACAUGCUGCGUGAAAUCGCAGACUUGGAGGAGCAGGCAGACGACCUCGAGCGAAACAGUCAACGUGUCCUUGGCGAGAUGCGCAACUCAUUGGAGAGGCUGGCAAUGCAGGUCGAAGAGCUGCGCCGAGCCAAGGAUCAGGCUGAGGAUUGGCUUGGGGCAGUCUGGGCAGCUUUGAACCAGCAGCGACGAGAGCAGCUGCUGCUUCACCAGUGCUUGGGCUGUGCCGAGUUGAUGUUUCUUGAGUGUGGCUUCCAUCCUAAGGUGGUGCUGGUCGUCCCAGUCUUCGUGCUGGUCCCGUUUUGUCUGUUGGUCGUCUACUGUGCAAUGCCUCGUCAGAGUCCGGCAAAUUUCAGCGAGAUUUGCACCCAGGAGACGCAGCAGAUCUCCCUGCUCGAAGAUUUGCGACCGGUGAGGCCGAUGCUGACCCCUAGUUGA
Messenger RNA from Symbiodinium sp. CCMP2456, 1239 nucleotides. The record is from the annotation of a GenBank genome assembly. Lineage: Eukaryota; Dinophyceae; Suessiales; Symbiodiniaceae.